GAACAUUGUACAAUGACACCUCAUCACUGAUCACAAUAGGAAAAGAUAGGAAAGGCUGUAUCUAGUCAUGUAUACACCUCACGAACGUGUAUACAUAUAUACAAGAUUCGUAUUUUCCUCUAGACCCAGCGAAUCAGAGGCGAAUAUUACAAGUCGACGACUCGACAGUUUUCUCCGUUGAACGCGCCCACUGACACAAUCAGUUCACUAGAAUGACAUCAGUUCUGUGUGGUCGAUGUUUUCUUUUAUUUAAUCGUUAUCAAUUUUCAUUCUCGAUGUAAAUGAUGUAGCCGUCUUUUCUCUCGCGCGAGUUUACUGUACAGUUUGAUUACCUCGUGAUUUGUAUCAUUUUAUACAUAGUACUUAUUAAGUAGCUGUGAUAACUUAGCCAUAAGGAAUACGUAUCAUUUGCUACGUUCUCGAUUGUCUUGACAGUUUCUCUUGGAAGUUUUCGAACGAAGUUUUCGAGAAAUUAUGGCCGUGUUGCAGGACAAUUCGUAUUAAUUUGCAUUAAUAAUGGUAGCUGCUGGAGCUACAGUUUUGAUGGCAGCUAGCGAGGAGAAUUCAUCAAAUGAAACAGGAAGUAGUACAACACGUUCGAUAAACCAAAGUACUUGUUCACGUUAUAGCGAGCUACAACGUUGUGGUCAAAGGAACGUUGAAUCAUCAGUUAAAGAUGUGGCUACUUGUUCUUUGGGUAUUAUAGAGAAGAAGCACCGUAGCCUUACAGCAGAAAACAAUGGUAAAAUAGUAUCUAAGUUAGACCUAAAGGAGAGCUCAAAAAAUUUUGCAACUUGUAAAAAUGCUCCGGUUCGUGAGACCAAAACUUCUAGAUUACGGGCUGCUUCUAUAGUAUUACCCAAUGAUGUAACAUUAUCAUCUAAGAAAUUACUUGGAUCAGAAAUUCCUGACUCUCAACGGCACAAUUCAUCAACUAAACAAAAAAAUUCUACAUCCCUUGAUGUCAGCAUGAAUUCUGUCAAGGAAAGAGAUAAGGGGUACAAACGUAAAUCUUAUUUAAAUAGAUCACGCCACGUGGAAACAGCACCUGAUCGUUCAAAUGAAGUCGAAUGUAGUGAAAGACAUUCCAGAAGGCAAUAUGUUAAACGAAGUCAGGUGUCCGAAACAGCAUCUAAUCCUGCUGAUUCCUGUCGUCAAAUGGCCAGCCUGCGUAGAAAACAUAUUGAUUCGAAAGCUGGAACUCAGUACAUCACAAAAAAUCUUUCUAAAACAUAUUCGUCAUCUUCCGUUGUGCCCAUCACGAAUAAGCGUUCGAUUGUGCAACAAUCUAGUGGUGAUAUAGGUGAUUCAGAGGUUUCACGCAGAGUGGACGAAUUAACAGCGUUAACGCGAGCCACCAUGGAACGCGUGGAGAGACUCGCGUCUGCAACCACGAGCUGUGCUAAUCAUUCGACUGAUAACGUGCAUAUUGCUGCCGAGAAAGUGUCAAUGUCGCCAAAAAAAUGUAUCACGCCUAGGCACACGCCAGUUUCAAUACUCAAACAUAAAACCGUCGACAGCGAAGCAGGCGACCGCCAAAUGUCAUCUGGCAGUUUUCAUGCACCAUCACCAGUAACCUUUUCGCCAUCUGUUACGGAAUCUGUUUCUCACAAGAGACAUGGGAUUUUGAAAAAACGAAGCAGCUUAGAUGAAAGCGAGAUAUUACGUCGUCGUAGCUGUUCUCCCGACGUUUCUUUUGCUGAUAAUAUUUAUUCGGAAUUUCGACCAAUUUUGAAAAAUCAAAGGCGAUCCUCACUAGAUGACAUUGUUAAGAGAGAUCAGAGCCCUGAUCAACAACCUGCCUCUAUAUUAAAGCGUAAAUCGUCUAGGGAAGACGACAGGGAGAUUCAUCGAUUGUCAUUGGGCUCUCCAGAACCACAAAGCAUCCUGAAACGAAAACUCGCAAAUAGCAUGCGUGCCAAUAGCGUCAAUCAUCAUGUAACAAUUGCAUCGGACGUUGUGAGCACGAAUAUGAGUGGAAAUAUGAGCACGAGCACGAACGCAAGCUUUAUAUCUGAAAGUCCCGAGGGAUCUGAAGUGAAACCGAUAUUAAAGAAAAAAUACGGCAAAGAAGAACUAACCGGGGGCGACAUUUCAUCUCUCGAACCUCGGCCUAUACUUAAAAAGAAAUCGAGUACUGAGUCAGAUGAACACGAGCAUGAUAGGCCGAAGAAGACGAUUUUAAAAUCCUCGCGGAAGAAUUCGUAUGAGGAAGGCAGUUACGAGACGGAGUCGACUUCUCCAAGGAAAUUGUCCGUGUUGAAGAAUCGAGCGAACGAAAUCGAAAACGUACGCCCUAUAUUGAAACAAUCCAGCGGUAGCCGUUAUUUUGAUGAUACAUGUGAUUUAACGGCGAAUUCUUUUUUGCGAAAGAGAGCGCAGUCCGUAGGUCAUGCGCGAUCUGCUAACUACGAUGACUGUGUCGAGUCGCUUCGCGUAUUAGCCAAACGUAGAUCUCUCGAGUCCAGUUCGCCGAUUGAUGUGUUGCAUUCUCCGACAACCACUCGUCGUUGUUUUAUGGCCGACCGGUCCGAUGAAAUUUCUUGUACAGCAGAUAGCUCUGGUGUAAUUAAAGAAAGUAAAUUAUCGUGCCAGACAUCCAGUACAAAAAUCAAGCAAGUUACGAAUGGUAUGGAAGAGAAAAAUAAAAUAGAUUCACAUGUACAUUUUAUGAAGAUUGAUGGCAAUGCGAUACAAAUUGCAACUCAGCCGACUGACAAGAAAGAAGCGAUAGAAGAAGGGCAAGAUGCCCAGAGUGUUUACGAGGAUUACACCGCUAUUUGUCGUAGCAACAGUGUAUCGAAAAUGACACAACACUUUAAAGUUCUGCAAGAAAAGGCAAACGCCGCGGUUGCGGAGAACAGUUCUCAACGCGUACCUCAGCAGAAAUUAUCACGCGGCAUUCAACGUUAUCGCGAACGCAAGAUACAGAGCGGCGAGAGAUUCAAUACUCAACCGGUAACUUUUGAAGAAGUUCGCGAGGCAGUCUUACAGAAUCAGCGCAAUACCGAAACAUUAAUAAAUGCGGAAACGACCGAUAACGAGUCUGAACCGUCCAAGCUAAGCUUGGCUGAACGUGUGCGACUCUUUAAUCAAAAGAUUGCGACUACGGAAACUGCUGGGAAAAACGCCACGUACCAGGAAAAGUUUAUUCAAAGAAGACGACAGUCAACCCGUUAUAGAACGCAACCUGUAACAUCUGAGGAGGUUCAAGUGGCGUCCCGGAUAUCACCGCUGAACAUAAAUCACAAGAUUCAAACCUUGGUUGAAGGAAACUUAAAGGAAUGUCGACGAUCGCUUUACUCGCCACCGCUUGCAAUAGCGUCUCAGCAUGAUGUACCAAAAAGUAUUCUAAAGUCAUCCGCUGGUUAUACGCAAAAUCUGUCGCGUGCCAAAAGUCCGGAACUCCGAGGUAUGAAAUUGAUAAAAUCUGUGCUUAAGAAAGAAUUUGAAGAAUCGGAGCAACCGAUAAUAUUGCCGAGUUCUGAGGUGUAUCCUCGUUCUAUUUUAAAAAGUAAUGUUUAUUCGAAGCCCAUUCAGACAACGAGUGUUGUUGACGCAGCAAUAUCAAGAAGCGAACGAGGCUUAUAUACUGUUGAAAAUCAAAAUUUCAACAGCGAAACUGCUAAAUUUUGCGAGAAAUUAGAUUCUUCCAAUGUAGUGACUGAUCCUGAUGUGAUGCGAGAUUCUUACGAUGAGAUGCGAGCAACUGUUUCUAAACAAGGCGAUAAUAUGGAUAACAAAGCCGCAGUGCCUUCCCAUAAAGCUGUAUUAUUUCGGAACGAAGAAAUCUUAUUGGCAGAUGUGAAUAAUUGCAAAAUUGAUAAAAUAUUCAGUAGUGCAUUAGAAAGACGCAGCAACGAGAAGCACGACAAUUCGUUGGCAGGUAAAUCAUACCAGGUAUUGAAUGUCAGCAACGAUGGUGACAAUAAGGAUGACGAAAAUGACGAGAACAACGAAAAGGAUAUUGUCGAUCGUCGAAAAGAAGAAAAGUUGGCGGUGAAAAUUAAGCAGAACAAUGGUGACGACGAUGACAAUGACUAUGACGAUAACGACAACAACGAUGACGACGACGACAACGACGAUAAUGACAACGACGGUCACAAACUACGCAAUAUUAUUGUCAAAGAAAAGUCUAGUGUCACACAAUGUUCCAUUAAUUCAUUAACCAAGAGUAUUAGUCAACACUCUCUAAGUGAGGAGAGAUGGAAACAGCAACGUGGUUUGCCACUGCCGGGACUGUGUCGUAGCGCGACACAGGUGAUAGCGUCAAUAGAAACAAGCGAAACUCCGAGCGUGAGUAUCGCGGAUCGGUUGGCUGCGCUACGUCAUAGCGGUAACACGAACUGGAAACGACGUGUGGCCGGUGCUAAAGUUGACGAAUCAUGCGACAACUCAUUACUCAAUUUGGAGGACAGUACAAUCAAGUCGGGCGUGCUGGCCAACUGUAUCGAGAAACUGGAAUCUGCUGCAGAAGGUUGGAAGAGUAGAAUUGUAGAACCCGAUGCAGUCAACUUUACCGUUGCUGGCAAAAUGAAAGUAACUCCAUUGAAAGAUGUCAGUUCGCCAUUCCUCACGGAAGCUACAGCAAACAUUUCAAAUCAGAAGAAGAAAGUUCCGCGCCCGCAAUGGUUUAAAAUGAGGAAGGAUAAAGAAUGUAACAACGAUGCGGUAUCCACCCCUACCAGUCCAUCCAAAGAUUUAUCUUCUACCACGCGCAUAAAUUUUUCUGAGUCGAUUAGCGGUGACAGUGAUGAAGAAUGUAAAACAGAGCACGUCUUGUCGCCAAGUGUUUCAAUACCUAAAACAGACGAUGAAACGUUCACCUCUUUCUUUAGCGGUGUGUCGCUGGAAAAGUGUGAAACCGAGUGUCUUGACUUAGACGAAAGCGACUUCGAUACAAUCACACCACGAUCUGAAUUAUUAGUACAAAAGCGGAAUAUACAAAUGCAACGUCGACGAGCCACAUCGAGAAAUCCUCUUAAAGUUCUUGCUGCACGCACUGAUUUGAAAUCGGAAUACACUGAAAUUCGUACUAAUAUACUCACAAGAACGGCAACGAACUUUAAUAUGAGAAGAUAUAUUUCAGAUACCAAAAGCUCGUCUUUUGCCGUCGAGGCUCUCGCCGGAUUGGCUUCUACUGAGGAUUUUAGUACAGUGACUUUGAGAAAUGUGUCGGAAACAAGUGUGUCCACAAAUAAGUUGCAACCAUAUAAAAAUAUAAUGUUGAUAUUGGUUAAGGGAAGACGUCACGUUCAAGUCAGAUUAGUCGAACCUGUCGCCGAGAGUAUCAAUAAUGGUGAUAGUUAUAUACUGGUGACAAAAUCGGAGGUUUUUAACUAUAUAGGGAAAUAUAGCAAUAUUAUCGAGAAAACUCGUGCCGCUGAGAUCGCAUUGAGUAUUCAACAACGCAAGGAUUUAGGUUGUCAAGCGGUCGAAGUCAUCACUAUAAAUGAUGAUAAACUAACUUGCUCGAGGAAUCAAGUUUUUAAAUUUUGGAGUUAUCUUGGUGUGGUUGACAGUGAGAAGCUAAAUGUUAUUGAAGCUGGUCAUCCUGAUGAAGAUGAAUUGUAUGAAUCUGCCAUUAUCGAUACAAAUAUGGUAUACGAAUUGAAAGAUGAACAAUUAGUGUUGCAUGAAAAAUUCUGGGGUACGCUUCCAAAGAUAGAAAUGCUCAAUAAGAACAAGAUUCUAGUGUUCGAUUUUGGCACCGAGAUGUAUAUCUGGAGUGGCAAAGGAAUUUCGGCGGACAAGAAGAAACUCGCUACACAGUUGGCUACAGAAAUGUGGAACAACGGAUAUGAUUACAGCGAGUACACCGCUUGUCCGAUUAAUGCUGCCCGUAUGAUUGGUAAUCGAAACAGUGACUCUUGUACAACUCCCUCUGCAAAAUUCGCCAAAAGCAGACCCGAAUGGUGUUUACUUGCCAAAUUGACUCAACACGUCGAAACAAUAUUAUUCCGUGAGAAAUUCCUCGACUGGCCUAAUGUCACCGGUGUGACAAAGACGCGUGGUCGAAAUGAUAAUACGCGACAAAUCGACAGUGCUAUGAUUGUGCAUCCGGAUGAAAACGACGAUAUGUGGCUACCAAACUCUUCUUCAGUUGAUUUUAUUUUAGAAGGCUGUCACUUGGGCAGAGGCACUGGUUGUUAUGAUAAUGAAUUGAAGAAAGAAUAUGUCGUUACUACAACGAGCGUUAUAGUAUGGCAUAUCGAUGAAUUCUCGCAUACGCUUUUAGACGGAUCAUCUAUUGGUCAAUUUUAUUCUGGCGAUAGUUAUAUUAUUCAAUGGACGUAUUCCGUUACAAUUACUGGUAGAGAACUCAGUGGUUUACCAUCUAAACACUCAGCAAAAGGUCGCGAUAGAUCUGUAUACUUUAUUUGGCAAGGUCGAAAUGCAUCUUUGAAUGAACGAGGGGCCGCGGCAUUAUUAACAAUCGAAUUAGACAGCAAUCGAGGUCCUCAGGUUCAUGUUGUUCAAGGACACGAACCAGCCGCAUUUUUAAAUUUAUUCUCUGGAAGGAUGGUGGUGCAUAGUGGCAAGAAAUCUGAGAAAAAAUGUGAGAAACGAUGGAGGUUGUAUAUUUGCCGAGGAACUUUAGAAACUGAGACAUUCUUGAUUGAAAUCCCUUGUAGUACUCGACAAUUAAGAAGUAGAGGUUCCUUCAUAUUACUAAACACCGAAAAUGCAAAACUAUAUAUCUGGCAUGGAAGCAAUUCAUUACGCCAUAUUAGAGAAAAUGCAUUAAAAGCUGCAAAUAAAUUGAAAGAAAAUCGACCUGAAGAAAUUGGAUUAUCGAAUAAAAAUAACAUAGAAAUACGUGAAGUUCAAGAAGGUAUGGAACCUGGAGAAUUUAGUAAUGCAUUAGGUGGCAUAAAUAAAAAAUUGUAUUGGUUGUUGGAAACAGCUGAAAUACAAGAUCAUACUCCAAAGCUUUAUCAUUUAUCUAGUAUUUCUAAAAAAUUCCGCGCAACAGAAAUACUUUGUCCAUAUCGUGCGGACCUGCCAACACCGUUCCCUUUCUCACAAGAUGAUUUGUAUCAAGCAAAUCAACCAGCGUUAUUUUUAUUGGAUGACAAGAAUGUGAUUUGGAUUUGGCAAGGUUGGUGGCCUGAUAGUGAAACGGAAGAUCAAUCUGGAAGCAAAACUGUCCGAUGGCAGGCUGAGAGAAGAGCAACCAUGAAGAUAGCGAUACGAUAUUGGCGAGAGACUCGAAACGCACAAACAACGAAUCUUCCAAUAUAUUUGAUAUGGGCUGGUUUAGAACCGUUGCAAUUUACAAAUCUUUUUCCGGAGUGGACGUAUCGGGAUGACGUUGCUGAAUUAAAUAUAGAGGAUGGCCGGAAUUCAGGAGAAGUAUUGACUGUGGAAAAUGAAUUGGCUCGUCUAACGCAAAGUACAUAUCCUCCUGCCCAGCUGUUACAAAGACCUUUACCUGACGGAGUCGAUCCAACAUGCCUAGAAUUGUAUUUAUCCCAACAACACUUUCAAGAAUUGCUGGGAAUGAGUAAAGAAGAAUUUCAACAGCUUCCAGUCUGGAAACAAGUGAAUCUCAAGAAAGAUAUAGGAUUGUUCUGAUGGAUCGUUUUAAGUGCGAUUAGCAGUAGCUGCCCUUGCAAAAUGUUCGAAUUUUUAUUAACUGUUUCACAAUAUUUACAACUUGAGAAUCAGAAAAAGAUCUCGACUUCUAAGCGUAUUUUUCUCGAAACUUUUCGUGUAUAGAAAAUGAAACAUUUCGAGAAACAUUUUGAGAAUCGAUGAAUAUAUUAUAGACGAUAUAUCUAAUAAUAUUAAUGGAAAAUUAAAAAGAAUCAAUGCGA
Acromyrmex echinatior (Panamanian leafcutter ant) is the source of this 7820-nucleotide messenger RNA. It is a transcript of the gene Svil, whose product is annotated as Supervillin. The record is from RefSeq and is a predicted model, not a curated record. Gene Ontology annotation, cellular component: cytoplasm; actin cytoskeleton. Gene Ontology annotation, biological process: actin filament severing; cytoskeleton organization; actin polymerization or depolymerization. Lineage: Eukaryota; Metazoa; Arthropoda; Insecta; Hymenoptera; Formicidae. Gene Ontology annotation, molecular function: phosphatidylinositol-4,5-bisphosphate binding; actin filament binding.